This is a messenger RNA of Beta vulgaris subsp. vulgaris (sugar beet), 1395 nucleotides long. RefSeq lists its product as uncharacterized. The record is from RefSeq and is a predicted model, not a curated record. NCBI's taxonomy places the organism in Eukaryota, Viridiplantae, Streptophyta, Magnoliopsida, Caryophyllales, Amaranthaceae. The transcript is spliced from 3 exons. Bases 1 to 1395 code for a protein of 464 amino acids.
AUGACUGAACAAUCACAAAACUCGAGUGUUCAAUCUCAGAAUAAUAUAGUAGGAUACACUGAUAAAUAUUUUUUUGGAUCUGGUGAUCAACUAGAUCAACAUCUUGGAGCUCACAAACUCAAUGGAGAUAAUUUUCUUACUUGGAAUCGUGCGAUUACAUUAGCUCUAGGAGCUAAGAAUAAGUUGACAUUUAUUGAUGGAAAAACUCUUAGACCUCCAUCUGAUUCUGAAGAAAUGCAGAAAUGGUUAAGGAAUGACUAUAUGAUUCAGUCAUGGUUACUGAAUUCCAUGGAUAAAGUGAUUGCAGAAGGUUUCAUUCUUCAACAAUCUGCAAAUCAGUUUCAAUAUUACUCCAAAUUGAAGAGAGUAUGGGAUGAAAUUCAGCUUUUAGAUGGAUUUCCUGAUUGUGAUUGUGGUGCUCUUGCAAACUGUUCUUGUGGAAUUUUGAAGAAAGUUCUUGCUGCUGAUCAAAAACAAGAGUUAAUUCAACUUCUUGUUGGUUUAGAUCGAGGGUUGAAUAUGCAACAUGAUUCUUCAAAUCAGACAAGUGCAUUUGUUUCUAUGAAACAACAGACAUAUCAAGGAACCACAACAAUAUCUCAACAUCCUUAUCCAUCUCAAAUUGAUAAAUGUGAAGGAAAUAGAAUCAAGUUUGAUAAAAACAGCAGAAAAUGUGACUAUUGCAAAAAGAAUGGUCAUACAAUGGACCAAUGUUUCAAGCUCUCUGGUGUUUAUCCUGAGUGGUUUCUUAAUACGAAGAAUAGAUCAUCUGGAUGUACAAAUAAAAUGGAUGCACAUGUUGCUGAUAGUUCUGGAGAUUACAUUGCAGCCACUCCUCUAGAUCUUCCUACUGAUAAUUCUGAACAUCAAGUUGAUUCAGCUUUGGUACAAGCUGUCUACAAGCAGAUGAUGAAGAUGGUACAAACUCAGCCUCGUCCAUCUCACAAUUUAGAAUUCACACCUUCAGUGAACUUUGCAGGUAUUAUUACUAUAUCUCAUGUUAAUUCAAAGCCAAAUUUCAAUGAUAAAAAGGCUUGGAUUGUGGAUACAGGUGCAACAGAUCAUAUGAUCUGGGAUAGAAGCUUAUUUGCUUCUUUUAACAUUUUAUCUGACCCCAUUAAAGUUGGUUUGCCUGACGGCACAACCAAGUUAGUUCACAUUAUUGGUACUGUCAAUCUUACAGACAACAUUAUUCUUAAAAAUGUGAUGUUAAUUCCCGAUUUUACUCACAAUCUUUUAUCUGUGAGUAAACUAUUAGCUCAGAAUAACUUGCAAGCCAUAUUCACUCCUGUUGCCUAUCAGUUUCAGGACCCUACAACUAAAGAAAUUCAAGCAAUGGGUCAACAAUAUGCUGGCUUAUACAAGUUUUGUUUUGUUCCCUCUUCUGUUCACUAG